Anopheles aquasalis is the source of this 3423-nucleotide messenger RNA. RefSeq names its product putative inorganic phosphate cotransporter protein picot (gene Picot). The record is from RefSeq and is a predicted model, not a curated record. Gene Ontology annotation, molecular function: transmembrane transporter activity. NCBI's taxonomy places the organism in Eukaryota, Metazoa, Arthropoda, Insecta, Diptera, Culicidae. Gene Ontology annotation, cellular component: membrane. Gene Ontology annotation, biological process: transmembrane transport; monoatomic anion transport.
GCAUCAGUAGCUCCCCAGCUGUCGUCCAACGACGCUUCGUCUCCUUCGCAGCAGCAGCAGCAGCAGCAGCGACGGCGCUGAUCGAGGUGUAGGAAAUCGCGACUCGCGAUCCAUCGUGUGGUGAAAAGUUUUCUUUUUAGAAAGAAAAGAGCUUUUCCUUCGAUCCGAAUAGUCACUCAACAUCCGACUACGUUACGAUGGCCCGUCUUCUUCAGUCGCUCGCUAACACCACGAUGGCUCUGCAUUCUGCUACCACCAACGUCGUCACCGCCAGCGGUCGUCGGUGUUGAUAUAGUUGUUGCUUCGCCUGUUUUAGUUCACAUAUCCCUUCAACAACAACAACAACAACAUUACAACAAUUCCCGAAUACUACAGUAACCAGCUGCAGUUAGUGCCUGUGUACCACAUAGACACAGAGAGAGAGAGGCAACAAUUUUUCCAUCACGUGUGUGUUUCUGUAAGCCGUGACGAGACGCAUACGAACACAAAUCCAUCAGCAGCAACGUAACAGUAUUAUCCUUUCAUCAUCUGUCUAAUUAUCAUCGCGCUUCGUAUCGGUAAUCGCCGAUACCACCAGAGGAGAUUGUAUUGCAGCGGACGAUCGGAGACUAGCUAGUCUAGGAGCAAACCGUCACUUCAAUUAAAAAAAAAAAAAAAACAAAUCAUGACGGCCAGUAAGGAGUACCUGGCCAAUGGCGAACCGCAGAAACCGGACCAGCGGUUCGGAUCACGGCACUAUGUCGUGUUCAUGCUGUUCCUCGGCAUGGCAAACGCGUACGUCAUGCGCACCAACAUGUCGGUGGCGAUCGUGGCGAUGGUCAACCAGACGGCGAUCGAGAAAGAGUCCGAACUGUUGGACGACGAGUGCCCGGAUACGGAUUAUGGCGAGGACACCGGCAGUGAUCCGGCCGAUGAUGGCGAGUUCGUGUGGAGUACCAGUAUGCAGGGCUACAUCCUUAGUUCCUUCUUCUACGGCUACGUCAUCACGCAGAUUCCGUUCGGUUUGCUGGCCAAGCGGUACGGUGCGAUGCGGUUCCUGGGCUGGGGCAUGCUAAUCAACUCGGUGUUUGCGUUCGUCGUACCGGUGGCCGCUCGUAACGGUGGUGCCGGUUGGUUGAUUGCCGUCCGGUUCAUCCAGGGACUGGGAGAAGGUCCGAUCGUACCCUGUACGCACGCCAUGUUGGCCAAGUGGAUUCCACCGAAUGAAAGAUCACGCGUCGGUUCGAUCGUUUACUCGGGCGCCCAGUUCGGGACGGUCAUUUCGAUGCCACUGUCCGGGUUGCUGGCAGAUCACGGGUUCGAUGGUGGUUGGCCAUCGAUCUUUUACGUGUUCGGUAUCAUCGGAACCGUGUGGUCGGUCGCGUUUCUGUGGACCUGCCACGAGGACCCGGUGACGCACCCGUCGAUCCGGGAGGACGAAAAGAAGUACAUCCAGCAGUCACUGUGGGGUAACGCGUCCGUUCACAUUCCACCGAUCCCGUGGACCAGCAUCGCCAAAUCGCUACCGUUCUAUGCGAUCCUGUUGGCCCAUCUGGGACAGAACUAUGGCUACGAGACGCUCAUGACCGAGCUGCCCACCUACAUGAAGCAGGUGCUUCGUUUCUCCAUCAAAACGAAUGGUGUUCUGUCCGCCCUGCCCUAUCUGGCCAUGUGGCUGUUCUCGAUCGUCGUCGGAUGGGUGGCCGAUUGGAUGCUAACGUCGGGCCGCGUCAACCACACCUGGACCCGUAAGAUCUCCAACAGCAUCGGUCAGUACGGACCGGCGAUCGCGCUGAUCGUCGCCUCGUACACGGGCUGCAGCCGGGCGCUGACCGUCGCCAUCCUGACGAUCGGUGUUGGGCUCAACGGUGGUAUCUAUGCCGGUUUCAAGAUCAACCAUCUCGAUCUUACCCCACGGUACGCGGGCGUGCUGAUGGCGUUCACGAACUGUUCCGCCAACUUGGCCGGUCUGCUGGCACCGAUCGCUGCCGGUAACAUCAUCGAGGGUAAACCGACGAUCGCCCAGUGGCGUAUCGUGUUUGUGAUCGCGGCCUGCGUCUACAUCUUUACCGCCACGUUCUACAACAUCUUUGCCUCGGGCCAGCGCCAGUUCUGGGACAACCCGGAGAACGAUGAGCCCCAGAAGUCAUCGAUCGAGGCACCGGCCUACGCACCGAGCACGGCUGCCGGUCAAACGAGCAACGGUACGACGGCCUCCGAUACGCUCACCCAUCGGACGGUGAACGAGCAGCAAUCGUAAAGCGGCGGUGGCGUGAAGUCGAAUUCGAAUGUGCAUGUGUGUGUUGUGCUACUGGGGGGGAAAUUUAAGCCAAUCCAAUAUCCAAAUGGAAUUUUCUCCAUUAUCCUGCCAAUACAACCGAGUGACCGAGUGAACGAGUGAGUGAGAUGUGAGGUACAACCGGUCCGUGUUGUAUGCGUGUUAAAAAAAAAAUCGGAACGCCAGCCAGGUUGUCGUUUGUCAAUCGAUUAACGCAUUACGUGAUAGUGUAGUUAAGUUAAGGUGAUUCUUCACGUCCCACCAGCCCCCUUUUCCUUGUUUUUUUUCCUUGCAAUCCUGUGAAAUGUAUAGUUUAUUAGUUCACUUUUUUCUUGCGUUUUGAAAAAUCACGUUUUUGAACUCACCCAACAACAAACAUCAAUGGAAUUCUUUUUCUCAGGAAGUGUCAGCAUUGGACUUCUCGUCUAGCUUUUUUUUUUGUUUUUUUUUCUCUUGCUCCACGUAGUUCCGUGUUUUCGUUUUCUUCUUUCUUCAAACUCACACAUCAGCACGGGGUGUUUUGUAUUUAUUUUGUUGUUGUUUUUUUUUGCUACUCCAUUUCCAUUGCCAACCAAAUGCUGACGACGCUCCCGAUCCCCCGUUUCUCCUUCUAUUUUCUCUUCCGCCUAGACCGAUAAUGACGAAGAUGAUAAGAUAUUCGCUGGUCCCACUCGGGCUAUUUUGUAAAUAUUCGACUAGCGACUAGGGUGAACAUCGAGAACAGAGUACCACUAAAUAGGCCAUAGGUGAUUCCACAGGUGCGCGAGAUCGCUUGGCGAUCGUGGCAAGGCACGACAACAGACCGUGGCCGAGCCAGCGAGCCUGUUCCACGGGUUGUGAAAUACGGAUGCUACGCGAUCGCGUCGAAGAUAGAUUCUAGGACUCGCUAGUAUGCGUGCGAGGUGAGGCGACGAGUGACGUAGGUUUUGUUGUUUUUUGUUAACAGAAGAACGGACGAAAACGAGUUGAUAGAUUGAUAAGCCAGGUAGAGCGAGUGGGCGCGCGCGCGCGCGCAAAGUUGCACCAAAUGUUGACGUCGACAAGCAUCUAUCACCCCAAUCCCAAUCUCCUUUCUGGUGCGAGAGCAAGAUGAUAAUUAAAAGCAUGAUAGUAACGAUAAUAAAAUGGGUAUAAUGCGAACAGCGAACAGCGCACAACAACACAAA